Molecule: messenger RNA, 4767 nt
Organism: Closterium sp. NIES-65
Lineage: Eukaryota; Viridiplantae; Streptophyta; Zygnematophyceae; Desmidiales; Closteriaceae
Source: the annotation of a GenBank genome assembly
AUGCUCCGCUCCACGUGGCUCUUCAACGCCGUUCGCCUGCUGCUCGCCCACUCGGGCCAGCUGGCGCUCUCCUAUUGGCUGCACUCCAUCUCCGCCAGCAAGCUGCGCGCCAGGGGGCUCUCACCACUCUGCAGCCGCGGACCUGGGGGGGAGGGGAGGGGAGAGGGGGGGGGAUGGGGGUCCGCGGAAUUAGGGGGAAGAGGAGAUGGGGAGGGGGUGAGGAUGGAUGGAGGGGAGUGGGGAGGAGUGAGCAUGGUGGUGAAGACACACGAGUGGGCAGAGGGGUGGGAGGUGGGCGAGUGGAGUGGGGUGGUGCUGCUCACUGAGAGGGACGUGUGUGGCGUCGCUGACUCCUACCUCCGCCAUGGCGUCUGGCUGUCCACGCUGCCGCGUCCUCAGUUGUGCGCCACGUGUGAGCCCUUGCACCACUCACUGCGCCCACCCUGCACCACUCACUGCGCCCACCCUGCACCACUCACUGCGCCCACCCUGCACCACUCACUGCGCCCACCCUGCACCACUCACUGCGCCCACCCUGCACCACUCACUGCGCCCACCCUGCACCACUCACUGCGCCCACCCUGCACCACUCACUGCGCCCACCCUGCACCACUCACUGCGCCCACCCUGCACCACUCACUGCGCCCACCCUGCACCACUCACUGCGCCCACCCUGCACCACUCACUGCGCCCACCCUGCACCACUCACUGCGCCCACCCUGCACCACUCACUGCGCCCACCCUGCACCACUCACUGCGCCCACCCUGCACCACUCACUGCGCCCACCCUGCACCACUCACUGCGCCCACCCUACACCACUCACUGCGCCCACCCUGCACCACUCACUGCGCCCACCCUGCACCACUCACUGCGCCCACCCUGCACCACUCACUGCGCCCACCCUGCACCACUCACUGCGCCCACCCUGCACCACUCACUGCGCCCACCCUACACCACUCACUGCGCCCACCCUGCACCACUCACUGCGCCCACCCUGCACCACUCACUGCGCCCACCCUACACCACUCACUGCGCCCACCCUGCACCACUCACUGCGCCCACCCUGCACCACUCACUGCGCCCACCCUGCACCACUCACUGCGCCCACCCUGCACCACUCACUGCGCCCACCCUGCACCACUCACUGCGCCCACCCUGCACCACUCACUGCGCCCACCCUGCACCACUCACUGCGCCCACCCUGCACCACUCACUGCGCCCACCCUGCACCACUCACUGCGCCCACCCUGCACCACUCACUGCGCCCACCCUGCACCACUCACUGCGCCCACCCUACACCACUCACUACGCCCACCCUGCACCACUCACUGCGCCCACCCUGCACCACUCACUGUGCCCACCCUACACCACUCACUGCGCCCACCCUGCACCACUCACUGCGCCCACCCUGCACCACUCACUGCGCCCACCCUGCACCACUCACUGCGCCCACCCUGCACCACUCACUGCGCCCACCCUGCACCACUCACUGCGCCCACCCUGCACCACUCACUGCGCCCACCCUGCACCACUCACUGCGCCCACCCUGCACCACUCACUGCGCCCACCCUGCACCACUCACUGCGCCCACCCUGCACCACUCACUGCGCCCACCCUGCACCACUCACUGCGCCACCACUCACUGCGCCCACCCUGCACCACUCACUGCGCCCACCUUGCACCACUCACUGCGCCCACCCUGCACGGAUAUCCUCCUCACCACCUCCACUCCUGCACCCCCCUCCCCCCCGCACCCCCCUGUCCCCCGCAUCUCCUUCUCUCUGAUGUCGUCCAAGCCCCUCCUGGCCGCACCCACUAUCCAUGUCCCCCACACACUUGUACUUCCAUCCAUGGAUGCCGGUGGCUCCUCAUCUGCCAUACAUGGAUGCCGGUGGCUCCUCAUCUGCCAUACAUGGAUGCCGGUGGCUCCUCAUCUGCCAUACAUGGAUGCCGGUGGCUCCUCAUCUGCCAUACAUGGAUGCCGGUGGCUCCUCAUCUGCCAUACAUGGAUGCCGGUGGCUCCUCAUCUGCCAUACAUGGAUGCCGGUGGCUCCUCAUCUGCCAUACAUGGAUGCCGGUGGCUCCUCAUCUGCCAUACAUGGAUGCCGGUGGCUCCACAUCUGCCAUACAUGGAUGCCGGUGGCUCCUCAUCUGCCAUACAUGGAUGCCGGUGGCUCCUCAUCUGCCAUACAUGGAUGCCGGUGGCUCCUUAUCUGCCAUACAUGGAUGCCGGUGGCUCCUCAUCUGCCAUACAUGGAUGCCGGUGGCUCCUCAUCUGCCAUACAUGGAUGCCGGUGGCUCCUCAUCUGCCAUACAUGGAUGCCGGUGGCUCCUCAUCUGCCAUACAUGGAUGCCGGUGGCUCCUCAUCUGCCAUACAUGGAUGCCGGUGGCUCCUCAUCUGCCAUACAUGGAUGCCGGUGGCUCCACAUCUGCCAUACAUGGAUGCCGGUGGCUCCUCAUCUGCCAUACAUGGAUGGCGGUGGCUCCACAUCUGCCAUACAUGGAUGCCGGUGGCUCCUCAUCUGCCAUACAUGGAUGCCGGUGGCUCCACAUCUGCCAUACAUGGAUGCCGGUGGCUCCUCAUCUGCCAUACAUGGAUGGCGGUGGCUCCACAUCUGCCAUACAUGGAUGCCGGUGGCUCCUCAUCUGCCAUACAUGGAUGCCGGUGGCUCCUCAUCUGCCAUACAUGGAUGCCGGUGGCUCCUCAUCUGCCAUACAUGGAUGCCGGUGGCUCCUCAUCUGCCAUACAUGGAUGCCGGUGGCUCCUCAUCUGCCAUACAUGGAUGCCGGUGGCUCCUCAUCUGCCAUACAUGGAUGCCGGUGGCUCCUCAUCUGCCAUACAUGGAUGCCGGUGGCUCCACAUCUGCCAUACAUGGAUGCCGGUGGCUCCUCAUCUGCCAUACAUGGAUGCCGGUGGCUCCACAUCUGCCAUACAUGGAUGCCGGUGGCUCCUCAUCUGCCAUACAUGGAUGCCGGUGGCUCCACAUCUGCCAUACAUGGAUGCCGGUGGCUCCUCAUUUGCCAUACAUGGAUGCCGGUGGCUCCUCAUCUGCCAUACAUGGAUGCCAGUGGCUCCUCAUCUGCCAUACAUGGAUGCCGGUGGCUCCACAUCUGCCAUACAUGGAUGCCGGUGGCUCCUCAUCUGCCAUACAUGGAUGCCGGUGGCUCCUCAUCUGCCAUACAUGGAUGCCGGUGGCUCCUCAUCUGCCAUACAUGGAUGCCGGUGGCUCCUCAUCUGCCAUACAUGGAUGCCGGUGGCUCCUCAUCUGCCAUACAUGGAUGCCGGUGGCUCCUCAUCUGCCAUACAUGGAUGCCAGUGGCUCCUCAUCUGCCAUACAUGGAUGCCGGUGGCACCUCAUCUGCCAUACAUGGAUGCCGGUGGCUCCUCAUCUGCCAUACAUGGAUGCCGGUGGCUCCUCAUCUGCCAUACAUGGAUGCCGGUGGCUCCUCAUCUGCCAUACAUGGAUGCCAGUGGCUCCUCAUCUGCCAUACAUGGAUGCCGGUGGCUCCACAUCUGCCAUACAUGGAUGCCGGUGGCUCCUCAUCUGCCAUACAUGGAUGCCGGUGGCUCCUCAUCUGCCAUACAUGGAUGCCGGUGGCUCCUCAUCUGCCAUACAUGGAUGCCGGUGGCUCCACAUCUGCCAUACAUGGAUGGCGGUGGCUCCUCAUCUGCCAUACAUGGAUGCCGGUGGCUCCUCAUCGGCCAUACAUGGAUGCCGGUGGCUCCUCAUCUGCCAUACAUGGAUGCCGGUGGCUCCUCAUCUGCCAUACACGGAUGCCGGUGGCUCCUCAUCUGCCAUACAUGGAUGCCGGUGGCUCCUCAUCUGCCAUACAUGGAUGCCGGUGGCUCCUCAUCUGCCAUACAUGGAUGCCAGUGGCUCCUCAUCUGCCAUACAUGGAUGCCGGUGGCUCCUUAUCUGCCAUACAUGGAUGCCGGUGGCUCCUCAUCUGCCAUACAUGGAUGCCGGUGGCUCCUCAUCUGCCAUACAUGGAUGCCGGUGGCUCCUCAUCUGCCAUACAUGGAUGCCGGUGGCUCCUCAUCUGCCAUACAUGGAUGCCGGUGGCUCCUCAUCUGCCAUACAUGGAUGCCGGUGGCUCCUCAUCUGCCAUACAUGGAUGCCGGUGGCUCCUCAUCUGCCAUACAGGGAUGCCGGUGGCUCCUCAUCUGCCAUACAUGGAUGCCGGUGGCUCCUCAUCUGCCAUACAUGGAUGCCGGUGGCUCCUCAUCAGUCACUACCCUCACUCGAUUCUCUCUUGCCAUCUUUCGUCUCUCUCCUCCUCUCCCUGCUGCAUCGCACCUCGUGUGUCGUCCCACUGCGAGCUCUGGAUGAAGAACGUGUUUAACCUCUCCCUUCUCCCUCACCCGCGCAUCAAAGCACACAUGCAGGCCUACCUGUGUGACCACCAGCGGUGGAAGCAGCAUGCUGCGGCCGUCAUCCCCUUGGCGUCCAUCGUGCCGCUCGGCAGCCCCUCGGAGCUGCACUGCCUCUUUCGCCUCGCUGUGCUCCUGGGCCUCUCCACCCUGGAAGGGGCGGCGGAAAGGGCAGCUGCUGAAGGGGUGCCGGAAGGGUCCGGGCUUGAGGCGAGUUUGAGCAGUGUGGGGAGAGGGCGAGGUGGUGGGAGGGCAGUGGACGUGCGUGCCGUGUCAAGGGCCCUUGCUCAGCUGCCCGUUCCCACAGGCUGGGCGCCAGACCCGGUGACCAAGCUGUGGCCGCGCCACAAGGGUUCAGCCCACGCAGGCAAGGGGGAUCAGCAAGGGGCCUGA